GAGAGGGAGAAAUGAAGUUGAAGACUAACAACACAGUCUCUUACCUCUCUCUCUCUUUUUCUUUUUCCAGCACAGAAAGCGAAGCUUCUCUUUCCAUUAUUAUUUCGCACCUUCUUUGCUUCACUUUUCUCAUUCUCCUCUUCUAUUCUAUCCUUUUUUUUUAUUACAUAAACAGUUGAACACACUCUCAAAGCCCAAAACAGACAAACAGAACAAAGAAAAAAGGAAAAUACCUGAAGAAGGAGAAGAAGAGAAUGGAUAAUUUCGAUCUUGAAAAUCCAUUGACAAGCCUGAAAGACGACCAUUCUGAUACUAUCUCGGACCUCUUUGCCUCUGAAUCUGAUCAUAUGCCUUCAACAAAAUUGUUAGAAUGCUUCAAAACCUGCAACUUCUAUUCCUCCUUCCGUCAAGAAGCUGUUUCUCUCGCUUUACAGGCACAGUAUUCUUGCAACCUUGAGCCUUUUCUUGCUUAUCUUGCUGUUAAUUACAUGGAUCGAUUCAUUUCUACGCAAGAAAUUCCGCAAGAAAAGCCAUGGAUUCUAAGACUUAUUGUAGUAUCUUGCCUUUCUCUGGCGGCAAAGAUGAGGAACACACAUUUCUCACUCUCUAAUUUACAGGGAGAAGAUAGUUUUAUUUUCGACAUGCAAACAAUUAGUCGAAUGGAGAUUCUCAUUCUUGAUGCUCUGAAUUGGCGAAUGAGAUCUGUUACACCUUUCUCUUUCGUUCAUUUCUUCAUUUCUUUAUUUCAUCUCAAAGACCCACCAUUAACACAAGCUCUCAAAGAUCGAGCUACUCAGAUUAUUUUCCAAGCUCAUAAUGAAAUGAAGUUACUGAAGUUCAAGCCAUCAAUUAUUGCGGCAUCAGCCCUUCUUGUAGCUUCCCAUGAACUAUUUCCAUUGCAAUUUCCUUCAUACAAAUGUUCGAUUUCCUCUUGCGAAUGUGUAAAUAGAGAGAAGCUGGAAAAAUGCUUUAAUGCAGUGCAAGAAAUGGUAGAAAUGGAAUGGAGCGAGUCAAUAUUGGACACAGUUUCAAGUACAAGAACUCCAUUGAGUGUGCUGGACAGGCAUUGCACAAAAUCAUCAUCAGCAAGUGAGACCACUAGCAUCUCUGCCUCUGCAUUGCCAGAGAAGAGAGAUACGAAGAGGCGAAAAAGGAUUGACUAUUACAGCAACUGCAAGUGACGAUAUCCAUAUGGUCCAGCUCUUAAUUAAUUUCACAUAUUCAAAACACCAGAACCAGAUAACUCUGCAAUUGGUCCAAUUCUCUAAAUAACCACAGAGACUGUCCUCACUCACCAAAAAAUAAGAAAAGAAAAAACAGAGCUUUGAAUGUUUGUUUGUGAUUAUGCUUUGGGUUGGGAAUUUGGAAUUGUCUGUUGCCUGGCGGCAGGGAGGGAAUUAUAAUGCUUUCAUUAAUUUUUUUUUAUAUAAAUUUUCUUGAGAAACACUGAGCAAAGUGAAACAAAGGAAAUGGUAAAGAAAUCUGGCGGGAAAUAAAUUACAGUAGUUGUUGAUAGUGUCAAUAGGACGUGUGAAGAUAAGAGAGGAGAAACGACGUGCAAGACACGUAGCUUUCUUAAAGAUUGAAAGUAUCUUUGUCGAAGGAAUAGGUCUAUUCAUGUGCUUGAAAGCAAUUGCUUAUGCCUCUAUUCUUAAAUGUGGAUUUAGAAUUAAAUACUACAAUCUUUUGCUUGCUUC
Molecule: messenger RNA, 1697 nt
Organism: Jatropha curcas
Lineage: Eukaryota; Viridiplantae; Streptophyta; Magnoliopsida; Malpighiales; Euphorbiaceae
Gene: CYCD6;1
Product: Cyclin D6;1
Source: RefSeq, a predicted model, not a curated record